AUGCUCCUUCCUAAUAUCCUUCCUUCCCAGCCCUCCAUAGUGCUGGAAGAUGCCUCCUUCUUCCUGCGCCACACACACUUGCCUUGCGUCACCGACGUGCUCGCCGAGGCAGAGCGUCAACACCCGGGAUGGGAAAAGCUUACAAGAUUCCCUCGUCCCGUUCUGUUCCCCAAGCUCGGUGUACUAGUCAAGUACGGCAGACAUAUAUCCACAGCGGAAGGUCAAUGUCUAUUCGCCAUCCGGAAGCUACUCAAAGACAAGCUGCCGGUACCGGAAAUCUUCGGCUGGCAAACGGAGGGAGGAUAUGUUUAUCUGUACAUGGAGCUUGUGGAUGGUGUGACUGUGGAAGAUGCAUGGGAUUCGUAUUCCGAAGAGGAUCGAACGAGUGUAUGCCUGCAGUUGCGUCCAAUGAUCGCAGCACUCCGGACUCUGCAACAAAAUCCCAAUGAUGUAUUCAUCGGUAAUAUCGCGCGCGAUCCUCUGCGUGACAUAGUCUUCGAGACAUCUGAAUUCCCUAGACCGUUCUCUUCCGUGGAGCCAUUCGUCGAUCAUUAUAUCAACCAUGUUCUGAUAAGCCAAGGCCGCCCUCUUCCCGAUGAACCCGAUCCAUACAGAGAUCAUUUACCGAACGACGUCCCCAUCCUUUUUACCCACGGUGACCUCCAUCCCAGAAACAUCAUGGUUUCACGUCCAGGGGACUCCUCGCCUCCACGCGUGCUCGCCAUCGUUGAUUGGCAUCAGUCAGGCUGGUGUCCGGCAUACUGGGAAUACUGCAAGGCUGCGUUCUCGGCAGACUGGAAAGGUAGCUGGUUCAAGCACAUGUCCUCGUGGCUGGAACCGUUCGAAGGCUUUCCGUAUUGGCAGUACUACUUGAUGUGCAACGGUUGUUAG
Fomitopsis serialis is the source of this 891-nucleotide messenger RNA. RefSeq names its product kinase-like domain-containing protein. The record is from RefSeq and is a predicted model, not a curated record. The transcript is spliced from 2 exons. Lineage: Eukaryota; Fungi; Basidiomycota; Agaricomycetes; Polyporales; Fomitopsidaceae. The coding region runs from base 1 to 891 and encodes 296 amino acids.